Messenger RNA from Encephalitozoon intestinalis ATCC 50506, 3123 nucleotides. RefSeq lists its product as uncharacterized. Lineage: Eukaryota; Fungi; Microsporidia; Unikaryonidae. The coding region runs from base 1 to 3123 and encodes 1040 amino acids. The transcript has a single exon. The record is from RefSeq and is a predicted model, not a curated record.
AUGGUAGUUAAAUGGAGAAGUACAGAGCUUGUGUUUAAAGGAAAGAAGCUAAGGUUUAGGGAGGAGAUUAUUAGUGUGGGGAAUUUCAAGAAAUGGGUUGUUGUUUGUACCCAGUCGAGGAUUCACUUCUUUGGAGAUGAGGACAUGACCUUGUCACGGCCAAUAAAAGCAGCUAUUGUGAAGGAAGAAGGUGUUUAUUACCAUCACAAGGAAAACAACCAUGUGAUGUUUAUUUCCCAUCCCUUUGAACCCGAGGAAUUUGUGUUCUUUCAUCACGGAUUUGUUCUCCGGGAAGUCAUAUCUGGAGAGAUGAUUCUGGAGGGGAGGGGAAGAUAUCUCCUUAGGAAUACAGGAAGAAAGGAAAUAGGACUGGAAGAUCCGAUAGAGUCCUCAUGCUCUGGAAUGGGAGACGACAACUUUGACGAGACCAACAGAACAAGAAUGCUGAUUGCUUAUAAGAUAGAGGAAGGAAUAAGAUGCCUUGUUGAGGACUAUGAAGAAGAUACCAAAAAUGAGGGGGGAAUAAAGAUGAGGAUCACUGAGUACGAAAAUUUCAUGGUUGGGAUUUAUGGGAAUACAGCAUUGUUUGUCCGGGUUGGGGGAAGUAAAGGAAGAGUGAAGAGAAGUAAGCUUCUAUCCGAAACCAAUGUAAGGUUCGAGAAGGAGGCCAAACACCUCAUAAAAUAUCGAAUGAGGCUUACAAGAGACAAAUAUCUCGAGUUUUUAAGGAUAAACGAUGUGCUCUUUAUGGGAAACGAGAUUAUGUGCUCUAGGAUUAGAAAAGAUCUGUGGCCAAAGUCGAGGAUUCCAAAGAAAUGGAUGCAGAACUAUUACAAGCCUUUCUGGUCAGGGAUAAAUGAGGUGGAGAAGAAUAUCCUUUCAUGCUAUCCAAGGGCGAUGCAAAGAGUGUUUAUGGGGGCAUUUCUUCAAAGCAAAGAGAAGAGAUUUGACCUUCUGGAGAUAACCGAGGAUGUUAUGGCAGGAAUUGAUAGAGUUCUGGACGAAUGGCUAGCUCGAUGCAAGAGCGUAUGGGAGUUUUUAGGAAUGGAGAUAGCUCCGAUUAAAGGUUUGGAGACGAUGUCCAGAUGCAAGGAGUUGAUUAAUUAUACCUGUCCUUCGCUCUCUGUAGGCCAAGAUGUGAUGAAUAUAAAGUUUAGGAGGAUCAUGAGAUGCAAUCUAGAUGCCAUUACAGGAUUGAAGUAUUCGGAUGUGAAGAAUCUUGGAUACAGAGUGAUUUAUAUGGAAAUGAAGAAAAGUAGGAUACUAGGAAGUACCAAGCCCACAAGGUCCAUCAAUAAACUGUGCAGAAUAGCUAAAAAGCACUUUGGGGACUCUCGGAUAGAGGAAGUGAUUUCUUUGUUUGAUGAGAAGCCAAUAAUAUUUGAGAUUGACGAGUACGACCUUGAAAACAAGAAGGAAAAAGGAUAUGUUCUUCGGAAGAUAUCGAACAUAGGAGGAGCAUAUUUGUUUUAUGGACUGGGGGUAGCAAAGGAAGAACAAAGUCCAGGACAACUAAGAUUCCCGAUCUACAAGAAUGGGGAAUUAGGAGAGAUUGAAAUUAAAGAUCCGGAAUGGAUGAAUUGGCCUAUGUUUAACUACUCUGUUUCUAGGAGUUGCGGGCUGAGCUCCUUUGAUGAGAUUUCACAUGAUUUUAUAGAGUCGAGAAUCUUGGAAUUUACAUCCACAGGAGAGGGAAACGAGUUUGAGGUGGCAGGAAGAAUAUUCGCAUUUGGGCUCCAGGGCCGGUUGGAAGGAGUUCAUCCCCAGAAGGUUGGGGAGUUUAUCACAGCAAAGUAUCCUGUAGUGUCCAUGGCGCUUCUGGCGGGAAUGGGGAUGAGUCAUCUUGGCAAGAGAGAUGACUUGUUAGGGAAAAUGUAUCUACAUUGCCUCAAGUCUCCACAGCCAUUGUAUAUCCAUGCUGGGUGUAUUGUUGGGCUUGGAAUGCUAUAUGCAGGAAGCGGAAACGUGUUUAUAAGGAACGUUUUAAGCUCAGAGGCAAACAAAAAAGGAGUCUUUGGAGAUGAGCAAUACAACAAAGGAAACAAGAUAUGGUACGACUACACAUACAGAGUUUUGUCAUCAAUUUCGCUUUCGAUGGUGUAUAUGAAAACUAGCCUCGACAUGUUCAAGUUCAUCGAGCUGGAAGAUUCUCUCUGUGAGCUCCUUACCAACGGGAUUGUUCUUUUCGGAAGCAAGCAGACGAGAUUCCGAAGUAAGUUUAAAAGAUCGGACACAAGUACGCCUGAAGAGGUUUUUUAUUCGGAGUUGUUCCUGCUUGGAUUAGAAAUGAACGAACAACUGGAUUCUAUUAUCGAGGAGGUGGCCAAAAAGAGCCGAGCAGCAAGUUUUUAUGAGCUUUACAGGGGAUCUGGGAGAUUAUUAUAUGUGUCUCUUUACCUUCUGUAUAAAGGAAUCAAGGUGGAUUUGGAAGGAAGUCUUUUCAAGUCCAUUCUAGAGGUGUGUCUUUUUGCAGAAAGAGCCAUGAGGGAAAACGAUGAGUUUAAGAUACUAUUUGAUGCAUCUCUUGUGUCUCUUUCGUUGAUAUCGAAUUCAUCUUGUAACCUUGAUACCAUCAGGAUUUUGAGGAGACAGAUCAAAGCAACAGAAACAGGGAAGUCCCUGGGAGAACAGACAGACCUCUUUUUUACAUCCAGUAGAUGUAAGCAAGAAGCCCAGCUCUCUAUGAGGUAUGGAGACAUUGAGAGAUACAAGAUGUGUCUUGGGAUAGUGACUUGCGGAAUGGGAACUUUGAAAAUUGCAUCGACUUUUCAUCUAGUUCUAGAUGUGAUUUCUACCUUCUUCAUCUGCUUUCCAAUCUCUCCAGUAGAUCAGGAAUACUUCAACAUGACCAGAUACUUCCUUCUUCUAUCGAUGAAGGAGAAUCCCGAGGGAUUCAAAAGCACAGUAAAGUACCUGAAGGAAACCAACAAAAGAAGCCGAAGGAAACUAAGGAGGGACAUGUCCAGAAUCAAUAAGAUCUUCCUGAAGGAGUAUUCGGAAGCAUCGGAUGCAGACAAGAAAUUCAUCAUUGACAUACUGACAGACUUCUAUGAGAAGUAUGCAGAAAGCGAUAAUUUGCUUGAUGUUGAAAUGCUGAAAAACAUAGCGUGUAAAACACCAUAA